Molecule: messenger RNA, 1722 nt
Organism: Diaporthe batatas
Lineage: Eukaryota; Fungi; Ascomycota; Sordariomycetes; Diaporthales; Diaporthaceae
Exons: 2
Coding region: 1-1722 (573 amino acids)
Molecular function (GO): catalytic activity
Source: RefSeq, a predicted model, not a curated record
AUGUCCGUUUUCUUCAAAGACAUAUCCGAAGACAAUCCCGUGCAGCAGGGCCACGUCGAGCGAAUCCUGCAGCCCCUGGGCUUGACGAUCAAAGCUGACGAGUCGGCCGACUACCAGAGACUGCUCGCCGCGGUUCACGACUGUGCCGCUCGCAUCGAUAGUCUCCCCGACUACCAGCCGGUGCCUGAUCUCAAGAAGUAUCCCCGAGAGAACGUGCAUCUCCCCACCUCGGAAGAACAACAAUUCGGCCAUGCCUGGGCAUACCGAUUCCUGAUCCGGGGCGACAACUCAACCGGUAGCUCAUCACCAGUGUCCCUCGAGGCGAAAAGCGUCUGCAUCAAGGAUUGCAUAGCUGUUGCCGGUGUUCCCCAGUUCUACGGAAGCGACGCAUUUCCUCCAUGGACCCCUUCGACCGACGCGACUGUGGUCACACGGGUUUUGGAUGCUGGCGCUCAGAUUGUGGGCACGGCGACAUGCGAGCACUUCUGCAACUCGACGGCAUCUUUCACGAGCGCCCAGGGGACCAUUGAGAACCCGUACCGAGAGGGCUAUUCCACGGGUGGCAGCACCUCUGGUGGCGCAGCCCUCGUGGGCUCUGGCACGGUGGACAUCGCGCUCGGCACAGAUCAAGGAGGCAGCAUCCGUGUUCCCGCAUCCUUCUGCGGGUGCGUGGGGCUGAAGCCGACCCACGGUCUGGUGCCUUUCACGGGCAUCACGAGCGGAGAUGCAAUCGAUGACCACGCCGGAACCAUCUGCCAGUCUGUCUUUGAGACUGCACAAUGUCUUGAUGCGAUAGCGGGCUAUGACAUGGUAGACGACAGGUCUCUCGGCGCAGCCACUCACGGGUCAUUUGGCUACUCUGCGGCUCUCGAGUCAAGUUCUGGCCGAUUGGACGGGAUGAGGAUUGGCCUUUUGAGAGAGGGCUUCCAGCACGAGAUUGUUGACGCCAGAGUCAGGAAUCAUGUUCUCGCUGCCGCUCGGAAGCUGGAAUCACUGGGAGCGACCGUCGAAGACGUCUCGGUUCCGCUCCACAAGGAGGGACCGUCAAUCUGGACGAUCCAGCAGCGCAUCUCAGGAUCCUCGAGCAUCCUGGGCAGGGCUUCCGGACGACGGGGCCUCGGCCUGACCGAGUUUGAAAAGGCGCGGUUGCCUUGGACCGACGCGCGCUUCCAGAAGCUCUUCCCAUCAACCAAAAAUACCGUCAUAAACGGCUUAUAUCUAGCCGAUAAAUUCCCCGGGCUCUACAGCAAGACGAUCAACAUUGGCCGGCAGAUCAGUGCUGCGUACCAAGCGGUCUUUCAGGACUACGACGCCAUCAUCAUGCCAACGACACCAUUCCUGGCACCACGACAUGGCACCAGGGACUCUGUCCUUGGCUCGUUUGAGCCCACAAUAGGCCUGACGACGAACACUGCGGUGUUCAAUGUGACUGGCCACCCUGCAAUGUCCAUACCCGUAGGCUUCUUGCCCGCGGCAGAUGACGCUGAAGUGCAGCUGCCUGUUGGUAUGCAAAUCGUGGGUGGGCUGUGGGAGGAGAAGAAAGUCCUGGAAGUAGGGCAUGCCUGGGAGACAAAUUUUGACUGGAAGAGCUUGCGGACCGACGAUACGGUAUGCAAACCUGUUUCCGACCCAUCACGGACGGUCUGUGGCGAGGAGGGCACAGUGUCCGGAUUCGAUGUUGCAACGUCACCGAGCUCAAAGCGGGUGAAGCUUGCGGCUUGA